This is a messenger RNA of Aphis gossypii (cotton aphid), 5522 nucleotides long. Its product is annotated as golgin subfamily A member 4-like. The coding region runs from base 595 to 5010 and encodes 1471 amino acids. The record is from RefSeq and is a predicted model, not a curated record. Lineage: Eukaryota; Metazoa; Arthropoda; Insecta; Hemiptera; Aphididae. The transcript is spliced from 12 exons.
GCACGGCUUGCUAUUUAGUAUUAAAUAUUAAUUGUUUACGGUUUACUUAACAAAACGUCUACUGUCUAGCGUCUAGCAAGACAAUACAAUCAAUAUUCAUUACAUAAUAUAUGCAAAGAAAAUUGUGUUCCUUAGGUCUGAGAUUCAAGUGCCGGUCGAUUCUAUUGAUCGCCAUUCACCUAUUAGGACCCGUCAGGAAUACCGAGUGCUGACUACAGCAUACGGAAGACAAAGGGACGUGAAAAAAUAUUUUAUUUAUUUUCAAUAUCUUACUGAAGAGUGAUGAGUAAAAACUAGACUGGAACAUUAAUGCAUUAUUACAACCAUAAUUGAUAAAGAAGUACUUCCAUCUCCGCAUUAACGCGUCCUCGUCCUAUACUAUAGUGUACAACACCAACGUUCGUAAAGUUCAUACUUCAAUACUUCAUAAUUGAGUGCACAUCCUUAAGAAUUUUUAUUCGUUUCUAUUACUACCCGACGGAUAUAUUCAAGUACCUGUAACAUAGGUAUAUUGUAAUAUCAACUUACCAGUUCUAUCCUUUGACAACGUCGUUUUGCACGUUACGCCCUGUGCAUUAAGACGCUAGAGUCAUCAUGGAAAACCUAGCUGAUAAACAAAUAAGAACUGCUAGAGCAUUGUUGAAUCUUGCUCAUUCAUAUCUGCAUACUGUUAACAUAGAAAAUUCAGAAGAAGAAAGUGGAGAAACUGAAACCGGGGAAACUGAUAGUGAAGAAAUUGAAAGUGAAGAAAAAGAAGUAAAAGAAAAAAUUAAAGUAAAUAAACAACAGAUUAGAGAGGAAAAGCAAAACCAAUUUGAUAAAAAAUUUAAUAAUAAAGUAAAUAUGAAACAACAGAAAUUUGAAAAAAAAACAAAGCUAGAAGAUAUACCACAAUACUUUUAUAGUGAUUUACAACAAAAUUCAAAUAAAAUUUCAGCUGUUAAAAUUGACACAGGAAAACACGAGAUUGAACAAAAAGUUGCAAAUAAAGGUCAUGAUGAUAAACACCAUAAGUUAAAUAUUGACUUACCAAAAAAAUCUAAUAACAUUUUACAUCAAAAAUUAGGAGUGAAAUGUGAAGAAGAAUUAAUUGGGGAAGAACAAGAUGAAUUAAGUAAGAAACAGCAAAAGUUCAAUAAAGAUGAUCAACCAAAAAUUGUCAAAGACAAAAAAUAUAAAUGUAAUGAAGAAUUGAUCAAAGAUUCUGAAAAAAAAAAACAAGAAAUACAAAUACAAUUGCAGAUUGAAGCCCCACCAAUGCCUGGUGCAGAAGUAGAUUUAUAUUUAGAUAUACAAGUUGAUUCAGAGUGUCAAUUUAAUGAAUUAAAUACAUCACAAGAAAUUGAAGGAUCGAUUCAAAAUAUGGAAAAAGAAGACUUAAGACCAGAAUUAAAUGAUAAUAUGCAAGAACAAUUUGAUAAUAAAGUACAACACGGUGUGAAAGAACUACAGCAAGAAGAUGAUGAAGAAAUACAAACAAAUGUUUAUGAAGAGAAUAUGGAUGAAAAUCAUAAAAGAAUACUACAAGAAAUCGAAUCACUUAUACGCGAUUUACAAGAAAAAGAAAAAAUAAAGAAUAAUAUAAAUGAAGAAGAAGAAGAAGAAGAAGAAGAAUGUGAUGAGUUAUUAGCAACACGAAUUGCAAAAAUAACCAAGGAAAUUGAAGAAUUAGAAUUAGACAUGGAUCAAGAGCACGAUGAAGAAUUAGAAAGAAAGUAUAAUGAUGAAUUUAAUCGUAUGUUUGCAGCAGAAGUCAAAGAAAAAUUCUUAGAAAAACUACUUCUUUCAUUUAAACAAGAAUCUGCACCAUACUAUAGAAAAAUUGAAAAUUUGCUUAACACUUAUUUUCCAACUGAAUUAGGUAAAUUUAAUGGUAAAAUAUCUAUAGAUCCUAAUCAUUCCAAAUUUAAUGAAGACCUUAUAGAAAGGUCUGAAUUAAACGUUGAUCAAAUUGAAAAAAUACAAGAAGAAUCUAAUAAUAAAAUUGACCAAUUUAAAGAAGUAGAAGAAGGUCUUAAUGUUAACACUCACAUAUCUAAAGAAAUAGUUGAAGAAUCUGAUAUAGAAAUGGAAGAUCUUAAAGAUGAAGUAGUACAAGAAGAAUUUUAUAAAGAAAACGAAGAUGGAAUAAGAGAAGACUCUGAUGUAGAUGUUGAAGGAUUUGAUGAUGAAGGAAAAGAAGACAUGGAAUGGAGGAACAUACAAAUAGAGUCUGAAUUAAAUUCAGAUGAAUCUGAUAAGCAGUCAUUACAAGAAAGUGAAGAAGAAGUAGAACAAUUACAUGAAGAUGUCAACAUAGUAACUGAAGUAGUUGAUGAUUAUGAAGUAAUUGAAUCUUCUUUAGUAGAACAACAUAGUCCAAUUGAAGAAUCUGUUUCUACAGAUAAUGAAUUUAGUUCUACAGAAAUUAAACCGUAUAAUAGAGAAAUACAACAGAAGAUUGAUAAAGGACAAGUAAAAUCUAUUGGUAAUAUACACGAAUUACAAGAAAAAAUACAUGAAAAAAGUGAUAGUGAUAAAUCUCAAAAAUUUGAAGAUUUGCAAUUACAAAUGGAAUUAGAAAAUAUACAAGAUUUAGAUGAAAUACCUUUAAAACUAAAAAUACAACAAGAACAGUUAGAAGAAAAAUUACAUCAACAAAUGAAAACAUUUCAAGAAGAAUUUUAUAAAAAUUCAAAAUUAGAGUAUGACAAAGAACAGCAGUUAAAAGGCAAUACAUUAAAUGACCCUGUUUAUGAUGAACAACAAAAGUUAUUUUAUGAACUAAAAGACAGAUUUCAAAAAACAAAAGAAGAAUAUAAAGAUUUAGUACAACAAAAAAUGAUUGAAGCGUUACAACAAAAAGUUGAUGAAAAACAGUUACUAGAAAUGAAAGAAUUCCCAGAAGAGUUUGUUGAGCCAAAUAUAGAAAUAGAAGAUCUCCAUAAGGAAGUUCUGCAAUUAGAACGUGAAUGUACUGAAUUAGAGCCUGAAUUUAGCUACAAUAUACCUUUAGUUGUUGAUGAAAAACCAAACACUAAAAAGACCAAAAAAGUGAAAUAUAAUUUAUUUGACAAAUUGCAUGAAAUACAUAAAAAAAAAUUAUGUUUUUUUGCCGAUUCUAAAGAGUGGCCUGAAAAACAUUUAUACCCAUCAUGUUUGCUGGAUGAAUUAUUUGAUGAUCCUUCAGAAGUUAAUCCUAAUGUCUUUGUGAUUACCUUGUACUCUGUAGAUGUUGGUUAUUCAGUUAAAAUAUCCAUGAAUAAAGAUAUACCACCAGUUGAAACUUUUUAUAGCUACGCCGAAGACUCUAUAUUAGAAUUUGUAGAAAGAGAACAACUUCCACCAUGUUUAUUGCAUUUAUUUGAUAAAGCUGAUCCACAGUUAUUUUAUAAUGGACGUGUUAUAGCAGAAAUACAUAAUAAAUAUCAUGGUGAAGAAUUAACGAGAGUAUAUCGAAUUUUAUUACAUCCUCAUGGUUUGUCCAUUGAAAGUGAUUUAAAUCGAAUAAUUGCUCAAUGUAGUCCUGUCCAUUGUUCAUAUGAACAAAGAUUAAAGAUAGAGAGUAAAUUGAUAAAACUAAAUUUUCCUGUCAUAUUAACGGAUCCGUCGCCUAUUGCUGGGUUAACUGUUCAAUUACAACAUCAGUUGUUAAGUCGUCGUACUAUAGCACUAAAUCCACUAAAAGUAUUGAAUGAUGAUUCUUCAAAGUAUAACGCGGAUAUAUUAAAAAAGUGGCAAGAAGAUACAUUUCUUAAAACUAAAUCACAAAAAUCGUCUUCAAAAUCGAUGGAGGAUAUUGUAAGUGACAGUAUAAUUCAUAAUCUUUUAUGGAAGUUUGAUUUCCGUAUACAAUCUUUUAAACUUCUCAAAUUAUACGUUUUUGUUAUAACUGAAACUCAAGAAUAUUCUAUGCUAUUGUGUAUGAAUUCAAACGUUCCGAAUGCUCCGAAGAUGAGGUUUAAGAUAAAUCUUGAAACAAAUAAGUUAAAAGCCUACAUUGAUGUGAUAUUAGAAAUUCUUAAACAACAAGUUAAUCCUGACAUUAUAGCAGUCCGAAGAUAUAAAAGUGAUGAUAAAUCAAUACCUCGAUCUACUAAGUGUGUUCCAUCAUUGUUGAAUGACCAUAUUCAUGAACCUAGUCCAGCAGAUUUAUCAAAGUUGCUAGAUGAGUUGUUAGUAAGUAUUGAUACAUCAUAUCAAUCUGAUCGACAAAAGACUGAAGAAACAAAAAGAUGUUUAAAAGUAAAUAAAAAGAUGGAAUCAAAGAAGAAAACCAUUAACUCUGGUAGUUCAAAAAAAUUACCAAAAAAUCAAGAAAUUAAUAUAGAUCAAAAAAAGAAGAAACGAGUAAAAGCUUUUGAAUCAAAAAAGUCAAUUCCUCAUAAAGUUGGAUCAUCGUCAACUAACACAAUAUCUGCUGAUUCAUUUUCAACUAAAGAAGUACCUUUAGUAUCAAGUAUUUCUAAUAUAAUACCAUCGGUACCAAGCCCUACAACUGCUACAACUGUAACAAAUGCAAAAUCUGAUCAUAAAAAAUGUUUGGGAAUAAAUGAUGUUUCACUGGAAACAUUAUUUGAUAAUACGAGUAUAAACAGCCAACCACCUUUGUAUAAUUUUGUGAGAGAUAAUAAUAAAUCAAAAUUAAGUUCUUGUGAUGAUAAAAUGAAGAAUAUAAAAGUUGUAAAACAUGUACAUCGUAAUGCAAUCUGUGUCAAAGGUUCAGAAGUCACUAUUAACAAAGAUAAAUUGCCUCUAAUAGCUAAUAUAACUGAAGAAAGAUUCUCAAAUGAACCUAAUAAUACUAUUCAAGAGACUACACAAGUUGUUGAUAAUUCAACUGCAAAUAUAGAUAGUUUGUCUAACUCACAAGUCACAUUGCCAAAUCCUGUUAUUACAUUGUUUCCAUCAUCUUUAAACGAGUCCAAUAAUCAAUAUCAGAACAAUGAUGUAUCAUUUCAAGGAAUAAAUUAUACUUCAUUCUCAAAUACUGAAGAUAUCAAAGCUGCUAAGCGAAAACGAAGUUCUUAAAUACAUACAUAAAUUAUUUUUAUAGCUUGAUAUUUUAUUUCUUAUCAUAUGUAUUGAACAAAGAACAUUACUUCUUAUUAGUUCUUAAAUAAAAUAAUCAGUACCAGUUGUGCUAAUAUGUAUAAUAUAUUUAUUAACUUGUUUAAGAUUGUUAAGAAUACUUUUUCCUAAUGAUUAAAAUAGAACAUCAUUCAUGACUGAUAUAUCCAUUUUUAGUUAUAAUUAAAGUAACAAUUAUGUUCAUUAAAGUUACAUAAUAUACAAUACAAUUUUGUAAUAAUAGAUAAUUUGACAUACGUUUAUAAAAGUAAAUUAGCUUUUUACAAACCUACAAACGUAGAUUUUUUUAUGUAAGUUUUUUUUUUUGUAAAUUAUAAUUCUGUACAAAUUUUGAGUUAACUUCAAUAUGAAUAAUCCAAUUAAAUUGGGAAUGUGUAUAAUUUAUCCUGUAUUAGUUUACAUAAUUAGAAAAAUAUAAAAUCUUUAAAUACAAUUAAUUUGUUUUAAUAAGA